Molecule: messenger RNA, 1755 nt
Organism: Oreochromis niloticus (Nile tilapia)
Lineage: Eukaryota; Metazoa; Chordata; Actinopteri; Cichliformes; Cichlidae
Gene: trh
Product: thyrotropin-releasing hormone
Exons: 3
Coding region: 212-1024 (270 amino acids)
Biological process (GO): histamine metabolic process; eating behavior; positive regulation of insulin secretion
Cellular component (GO): extracellular region; secretory granule
Molecular function (GO): thyrotropin-releasing hormone activity
Source: RefSeq, a predicted model, not a curated record
GAGGGAUCCUGAAAAAUUACUCCAGUGUUGGUGUGACGACAGUGACCGUAUCGUAUAAAUGCCGGGACGGAAAGUUAUCUGCUCAUACCUCUAGACUUGGCCUUUAAGGUCACCAACUGCUGCGAGCGACUGAAAGCAACUAUUAUCACUGCCGAUAGUGCCAGAAACUGGGGAAAGGACAAUAUUUUACCAGACGAAAAACUAAAUUACCAUGAAGUCGACAUGUCUGCUUAUCCUUGCAUCUCUAACGGUCUGCAACUUGAUGGUGUCUGGAGGGCAGAGCAUGUCUGCUGAGGAUGAGACUGACCGAAAGACCAUAGACGACAUUAUUUUAGAGAGAGCAGAGACUCUUCUGUUACGGUCCAUUCUCAAAAAGCUGCAGGAUGAAGACGGAAGAAAUGACGGGUAUUACUCUCAGCCAGAAUGGGUGACAAAACGACAGCACCCUGGUAAGAGAUAUAGUGAUGAUUUGGAGAAGCGGCAGCAUCCAGGAAGGAGAGAAGAGGACGAGGAUGAACAGUACUUUGAUGUUCAAAAGAGACAGCACCCGGGCAAGCGCGAAGAUGAAACGCACUCUUUCCUAGAGCCGCAGAAAAGGCAGCACCCGGGAAAGCGCUCCACGGCGGGUCACAGUUCUGACAACCCCAUCCUCCUGCUCAGUGAACUUUCAAAACGGCAACACCCAGGCAAGCGUUACCUGGUGCUGCACAGCAAACGCCAGCACCCAGGUAAGCGUCUUCUAGAGGAUGAGGACGGCGACAGGGACUGGGAUGCGGACGCGGAUGGAGAAGAAGACCUCGCUGAGAUGGAAAAGCGUCAGCACCCUGGGAAACGGUUUUGGGAUAACUCGAGUGCGGAUUUAGGCACAAACAGUCCGUGUGACGUUUUGGACCCUGCGAGCUGCAGCAAGACCAGCCUGCUGCUCGACUUUUUAGACAACGUUAACAAGGGCCACGCCGAGGAGAAGAGACAACACCCGGGUAAAAGGUUUGCACCGGAUGAGGAUUUAGUGGAUGGAGAGUAGAUUAGACAGGAGUGCGUAUUUCGCUGUAUUGUAAACAAAUAAAUGUAUAAAUUAAAUGACCACAAUGAAUUAUAAAAAAUGAAAAAAAGAUCAUUAAACCUUUUGUGCCACCGCUUGUUCUUUUGAAGACAUUUGAGACAUCAUUACCGCAAGCCAUUUGUCUGACAUUUUCUUGGAGAGCUCAUGCGUAAUUGCCAUCCAAACUUUGGAAUAACUAUAUAGCUGUACAGACGUUUUUUUUCUUUCAGAAGAGUUUGUGCCAUAUGUUGAUCUUUUAAUAGCUAUCGUUAUUAAUAGCAUUCAUUCAGUUGACGAGAUUAUUGAUUCUUACAUUGAGGCAGAUGAUUAAAACAUUAGUCAGAUGGUUUUAGCGAUGUUGCCUCUGUGAGGCAACAGGCGCUCGUCAGUUCAGCUUGUAUUAAGAUCAAAUUAAAGUGUCUAUGUUUACACAUAAAAGCUCCCUCCUCUGUUCGAUUUGCGUUUCAUUAUUUUCUACUCAUGUAAAAUAUAAUGAAUAUCACAGCAAAUAAAUUGUGUCACUGCUUAUUUUUCUACAUUACUGCAUGGUUUACGUAAUUUGAAGCUAAUGUUGUAAAUUAAAAGCUGCCCUUGCCUUAAAGUCAACCACCAAUGUUUUUGUUGGACAAUAAACGCAUUGGUAAAAACGUAUGGUUUGCUUUAGUUCCAGUAAAUGCAAUGCCUCAUGGUGCACCAUUAAACUGUUGAUUCAA